UCUAUAUCUAUAUAACUAUAACUAUAUAUAUAUCACAGUCAUGAGACCCUGCAAGAUUCAAAAUCUCAGACUCUUUUCCUCACUUUCACCACACAAAACCAAACCCCAAAACCUCCCACUUAUGACCCCACAAUCUCUACACAAAUCCAUCAUUUCUUCUCAGUGGCAUUUCAUCAAACACCUUUCAGACACUCUGAAACCCACCACAAUUUGCACCACUCUUCAAAAUCUUCACAAAUCCCCUGCCUUAGUCCUCAAACUUACUGAAUAUUUCAACCAGAAUAACACCGAUAUCGAAUGCUACUGUCUAUCUAUUGUCAUUUUAUGUAAGUCACCUUCCGUUAAGCCAUCUUUAGAUUUUGUUAAAAAUGUGAUUAGUUUAAAUAGGUUUAGUUGUAAUGAUAUGUUUGAAGGUUUAGUUAAUGCCCGUAAACGGUUAGGUGUAUCGAGUUAUGUAGUGUUUGAUAUGUGGAUUAAGGGUUUGUGUGAGUUGAAAAAAGGGGACGAGGCGUUUAAGUGGUUUUACUUGAUGAAACGAAAAGGGAUUGUGCCGAAGAUUGAGAGUUUUAAUAGUAUGUUGAGUUUGUUUGUUAGGUUGGAUUCUACGGAUAAUGCUUGGGUUUUGUUUGCAGAGAUGUUUAAAUUGGAGAUACGUUUGAGUUUGUCUACGUAUAAUAUAAUGAUUAACUUGUUGUGUAAAGAAGGGAAGUUAAAGAAAGCGAAAGACUUUGUUGGGGAUAUGGAAAGGUUAGGGUUGAGACCCAAUGCUGUUACUUAUAAUACGAUAAUUAAUGGGUAUUGUAUGAAGAGGGAUGUAGAUGGUGCUAAGAGGGUAUUUGAUGUGAUGAAAAAGAAAGGUGUUAAGCCGGAUACAUAUAGUUUUGGAUCACUUGUUAGUGGUAUGUGUAAAGAGGGACGAUUUGAGGAUGCAUUGGAACUUUUAGGUAAGAUGGAGGAGUACGGGUUAGUACCAAGUGUGGUGACUUAUAACGCUUUGAUAGAUGGGUAUUGUAAUAAAGGGAAUCUUGAAAUGGCGUUUCAUUAUAAGGAUGAGAUGGUUAAUAAGGGUAUACGUCCGUCUGUAUCUACGUAUAAUUCUAUAAUUCAUUCUUUAGUUUUUGAAGGUAACGAGUUGGCAGCUGAGGAUAUGAUGGAAGAAAUGGUAAAGGAACAAUUGGUUCCUGAUGACAUUACGUAUAACAUAUUGAUCAAUGGAUAUUGUAGGUCGGGUAAUACAAUUAAGGCUUUCAAGAUCCAUGAUGAGAUGAUAAGUAAAGGAAUUCAUCCUACACAUGUAACUUACACUUCUCUUAUAAACGUAUUGAACAAGAGAAAUAGAAUGAAAGAAGCAGAUAACUUGUUUGCCAAGAUCAUUGAAAGAGGGGUUGUUCCUGAUAUCGUGAUGUUUAAUGCAUUGAUCGAUGGCCAUUGCGCCAAUAAAAAUAUGGAACGGGCUGUCUUACUUUUAAAAGAGAUGGAUAAGCUGAAGGUUUUUCCUGAUGAAGUGACAUACAAUACUUUAAUGCAGGGACAUUGUAGGGAGGGUAGAGUUGAAGAAGCUAUUAAGCUUUUCGAUGAGAUGAAACAAAGAGGGAUUAAGCCUGAUUAUAUCAGCUUUAAUACUCUUAUUAGUGGGUAUAGUAGGAGAGGUGAUAUGGAAGAGGCCUUAAUGGUUAGGGAUGUAAUGCGAAGUUCAGGUUUCAGUCCCACGAGACUGACCUACAAUGCUCUGAUUCAAGGUUUCUGCGAUAAUGAGGAGGGGCCUCGUGCGCAAGCGCUCCUCAAAGAAAUGGUCAAUGAAGGCAUUAGUCCUGAUGACCGUACCCUUUAUCCUUUGAUUGAAGGGAUACAGAAUGUUGAAGAGUUUUUGGAAAAUGAUCUUUGAUCAUAAUUGAAUCAUAAGUACUACCCGAAAUGUAAAAGGAGGAUAGUUUUUUUCCUUCAAAGAAGCUUAGAGUAUAGAAUAAAUAUCUAUGUUUUACAUGGUAUAAAUUUGGUGAGGGUAGAGGACAUUUUGGGAUGAAGCGACUAUAUGUAUGAUUCGAGUUGUCAUUCAUGUUCCUUGCUGAAGGAUUGCUAGCUAUUUAGCUGGAGAAUGUUGAGAUAGUAGAAACACUUACCAUCUUUCUUAAGUUAAUAGUUCAUAUUCGACAAAAAAACAAUCAUCAUUUCAAUCAAUUUUUAGCUUGUUUUUAGUUAUUGCAAUUUUUGUACGAAACUUAAAAGAGAAUGUAAAGAAAGCAUGACUGCAAGAUUAUUACCUUGCAGAAGAAUUUGUUUACUAAGGUAAACUUGUAAGU
This is a messenger RNA of Erigeron canadensis, 2300 nucleotides long. Its product is annotated as pentatricopeptide repeat-containing protein At2g15630, mitochondrial. The coding region runs from base 41 to 1885 and encodes 614 amino acids. The transcript has a single exon. The record is from RefSeq and is a predicted model, not a curated record. Gene Ontology annotation, molecular function: protein binding. Lineage: Eukaryota; Viridiplantae; Streptophyta; Magnoliopsida; Asterales; Asteraceae.